This is a messenger RNA of Dama dama (fallow deer), 3138 nucleotides long. It is a transcript of the gene TLL2, whose product is annotated as tolloid like 2. NCBI's taxonomy places the organism in Eukaryota, Metazoa, Chordata, Mammalia, Artiodactyla, Cervidae. The coding region runs from base 85 to 3138 and encodes 1017 amino acids. The record is from RefSeq and is a predicted model, not a curated record. The transcript has 21 exons. Gene Ontology annotation, biological process: proteolysis. Gene Ontology annotation, molecular function: calcium ion binding; metalloendopeptidase activity; zinc ion binding.
CCCGACUCUGUACGCGGUCCCUCGCCCGAGAGUCCUGCUUUCGGUGCACUCAGCUCCCUCGGUCUUGGCCGGCCGCUCGCAACCAUGCCCCGUGUGACUGCGCUCGGGGCCCUUGUGCCAUUGCUGCUGCCUCUCCUGCUACUGCUGCUGCCGCUGCCCCGCGACGCCGGGGGGCUCGGGGACGCCACCUGGGACUCCUCGGCGCUGGAAGGCGAGGAGAGCGCGGAGCAGCUGCUGGAGCAUUACCAUGACCCGUGCAAAGCCGCUGUCUUUUGGGGAGACAUUGCCUUAGAUGAAGAGGACCUGAAGUUAUUUCACAUCGACAAAGCCCAUGACUGGGUCAAGCAGUCAGUGGAGGACAUGGGACACAGCACAGGUGGGCUUGGAGAGCAGCCAUCUGGGAGCUGGCCAAAUGCUACAGCCACAAAUGCCAGCAGCGAAGAAGCCAGAGAGGAUGGAAAGGAGAAUGCCCUGCUUCCACAGAGCCCUGGGACCUUGCAUGCUGGAGCUGAGACCUUCUCUCCCAGGGUCCGAAGAGCCACAACCUCAAGGACAGAGAGGAUAUGGCCGGGAGGGGUCAUUCCGUACGUCAUUGGAGGGAACUUCACUGGAAGCCAGAGGGCCAUUUUUAAGCAGGCCAUGAGACAUUGGGAGAAGCACACCUGCGUGACCUUCAUAGAGAGGACAGAUGAAGAAAGCUUCAUUGUGUUCAGUUACAGAACAUGUGGCUGUUGUUCCUAUGUUGGGCGCCGAGGUGGAGGCCCACAGGCCAUAUCCAUUGGAAAAAACUGUGACAAGUUUGGCAUUGUGGCCCAUGAGCUGGGCCAUGUGGUUGGGUUCUGGCAUGAACACACCCGGCCAGACAGAGACCAGCAUGUAACCAUCAUCAGAGAAAACAUCCAGCCAGGUCAGGAGUAUAAUUUCUUAAAAAUGGAAGCUGGGGAAGUGAGCUCUCUGGGAGAGAUGUACGACUUCGACAGCAUCAUGCACUACGCCCGAAACACCUUCUCAAGAGGAGUUUUCUUGGACACCAUCCUCCCCCGACGAGAUGACAAUGGUGUCAGGCCAACCAUCGGCCAGCGGGUGCGGCUCAGUCAGGGAGACAUAGCUCAAGCCAGGAAGCUAUACAAGUGCCCAGCCUGUGGGGAGACCCUGCAGGACACGAUGGGGAACUUUUCUGCACCUGGUUUCCCGAACGGCUACCCUUCUUACUCCCACUGUGUAUGGAGGAUAUCGGUCACUCCAGGGGAAAAGAUCGUCUUAAACUUCACAUCCAUGGAUUUGUUUAAAAGCCGCCUGUGCUGGUAUGACUACGUGGAGGUCCGGGAUGGUUACUGGAGAAAAGCCCCCCUGUUGGGUAGGUUUUGUGGCGACAAAGUCCCAGAGCCCCUCAUCUCCACGGACAGCCGGCUCUGGGUGGAAUUCCGAAGCAGCAGCAACAUCCUGGGCAAGGGCUUCUUCGCAGUAUAUGAAGCUACCUGUGGGGGAGACAUUAACAAAGAUGCCGGUCAGAUUCAAUCUCCUAACUACCCGGAUGAUUACAGACCUUCCAAGGAAUGUGUUUGGAGGAUUACCGUUUCGGAGGGGUAUCACGUGGGGCUUACCUUCCAAGCUUUUGAGAUCGAAAGGCACGACAGCUGUGCAUACGACUACCUGGAAAUCCGUGACGGCUUCACGGAAGACAGCGCCCUGAUUGGCCACUUCUGUGGCUAUGAGAAGCCAGACGAUGUGAAGUCCAGCUCCAAUAGAAUGUGGAUGAAGUUCGUGUCCGACGGCUCUAUCAAUAAAGCUGGCUUUGCAGCCAAUUUUUUCAAGGAGGUGGAUGAGUGUUCCUGGCCAGAUCACGGUGGGUGUGAGCAGCGCUGCGUGAACACUCUGGGCAGCUACAAGUGCAUGUGUGAUCCUGGCUAUGAGCUGGCCGCUGACAAGAAGGCCUGUGAAGUGGCCUGUGGCGGUUUCAUUACCAAGCUGAAUGGAACCAUCACCAGUCCCGGGUGGCCGAAGGAGUACCCUACGAACAAAAACUGUGUCUGGCAAGUGGUGGCCCCCGCCCAGUACCGGAUCUCCCUUCAGUUUGAAGUGUUUGAACUGGAAGGCAAUGAUGUGUGUAAGUAUGACUUCGUGGAGGUGCGCAGCGGCCUGUCCCCUGAUGCCAGGCUGCACGGCAAGUUCUGUGGCUCUGAGACGCCUGAGGUCAUCACCUCGCAGAGCAACAACAUGCGCGUGGAGUUCAAGUCCGACAACACGGUCUCCAAACGUGGCUUCAGGGCCCACUUCUUUUCAGACAAGGACGAGUGCGCCAAGGACAACGGCGGCUGCCAGCACGAGUGUGUCAACACGUUUGGGAGCUACCUGUGCAGGUGCAGGAACGGCUACCGGCUCCAUGAGAACGGGCAGGACUGCAAAGAGGCCGGCUGUGUACACAAGAUUAGCAGUGCAGAGGGGUCCCUGAUGAGCCCCAACUGGCCUGACAAAUACCCGAGCCGGAGGGAGUGCACCUGGAACAUCUCUUCAACCGCGGGCCACAGGGUGAAACUCACGUUUAAUGAAUUCGAGAUCGAGCAGCACCAGGAAUGUGCCUACGACCACCUGGAACUGUACGACGGGCCUGACAGCCAGGCCCCCGUCCUCGGCCGUUUCUGCGGCAGCAAGAAGCCGGACCCCGUGGUGGCCUCGGGCAGCAGCCUGUUUCUCCGGUUUUAUUCGGACGCCUCGGUGCAGAGGAGAGGAUUCCAGGCCAUGCACAGCACAGAGUGUGGGGGCAGGCUGAAGGCCGAAGUGCAGACCAAAGAGCUCUAUUCCCAUGCCCAGUUUGGGGACAACAACUACCCAAGCCAGGCCCGCUGCGACUGGGUGAUCGUGGCGGAGGACGGCUACGGCGUGGAGUUGAUCUUCCGCACGUUUGAGGUCGAGGAGGAAGCCGACUGCGGCUACGACUACAUGGAGGCGUUCGACGGCUACGACAGCACAGCGCCCAGGCUCGGCCGCUUCUGCGGCUCCGGGCCAUUGGAAGAAAUCUACUCUGCAGGGGAUUCUCUGAUGAUUCGAUUCCACACUGAUGACACCAUUAACAAGAAAGGCUUUCAUGCCCGAUAUACCAGUACCAAGUUCCAGGAUGCCCUACACAUGAAGAAAUAA